Molecule: messenger RNA, 711 nt
Organism: Colletotrichum karsti
Lineage: Eukaryota; Fungi; Ascomycota; Sordariomycetes; Glomerellales; Glomerellaceae
Exons: 1
Coding region: 1-711 (236 amino acids)
Source: RefSeq, a predicted model, not a curated record
AUGCCUCAUUCACCAACUCGGAGGGACUCGUGGCCACCCACCCAGGUGCGCCUGAUGCCGACGACUCCCAAAGAUUACCCUUCUCUCGACGACAUCGACGAAGAUCCUCUGACGUACUUCCUCACGCCGGCGCCGGACUUGGAGGAAGACGACGUGGACAUGAUGGACUUUGACGCCGGAAUCGAAGGCAACAGCCCCCGCGAGAUCGUCCGCAGUGUCAGCCCGUCCACCCUCGACGGUCUGAACAAGGCAAAGGGCCGCAAGUCGCCCCCGGUACCCGAUCUCUCGGAUCUGGCUACGCCGGAGGAGGACGACGAAGAAGACUACAUCCGAUUCGCCCCGCAAGGCUUCACCGUCCCGUUCAGCCUGCGGGACUUCGCCAUCGACGGCGUCAAGUCCAAUCGGUCCAAGACGCACCCGGACGCGCUAUUGUCGCCGUCGUCGCCAACUCGGGGCCGGGCCCCGGUACGUCCCGGCGGGCGGGGCCGUCAGCGCAGCGUAUCCUUCCGCCACCGGCAGCACCACGUCUGGCGCGAACCCAGCCCGGACGUGUGGUCCAUCGAGGAGGAGACGGAGGAGGAGCUUCUGAGCGAGAUUGGCAGCAGCAUCGGGGCUGUCAGCGACAUGGAGGAGGACGGAAACAUGGGCAAAGACGUAGAGGCUGCAAAGCCAAAGAAGAAGGUCCGGUUCCUGUUGCCCGCCGAAGAGUGA